This is a messenger RNA of Theileria equi strain WA, 2736 nucleotides long. RefSeq names its product WD-repeat domain containing protein. Lineage: Eukaryota; Apicomplexa; Aconoidasida; Piroplasmida; Theileriidae. Gene Ontology annotation, biological process: rRNA processing. The coding region runs from base 1 to 2736 and encodes 911 amino acids. The record is from RefSeq and is a predicted model, not a curated record. Gene Ontology annotation, molecular function: protein binding. Gene Ontology annotation, cellular component: small-subunit processome. The transcript is spliced from 5 exons.
AUGACUGGUAAAAUAGCAUCUCUCACUACAGCUUAUAAGGAGUCAAGAAGGUUUUGUAGCUUUGCAAGUGACACCCUAGCGCUUCUUACACCGUUUGAGGCGAUUUUAUCUCAACACGAAGAUUGUAUCUUUGCAUUUCCAUUUCCUAAAGACGAUCCUAAUGAGUCCAUUUUGUUAAGUGAUUCCUUUGCUCAAGAUGAAGGUCUGGAAGUAGCAAGAGACUAUUUUUCGAAGAAUUCUACGGGUAGGAGUGUUCUAUGCCUUCUAGAUGCCAAAGAAGAAAACCUUUACAACGCUCCAAAAUAUCAAAAUAAAUGCUUGACACUUGCUGGUGGACUCUCAACUUUCAGUCUAAAUACGAAGUUCGAUGUAAUAGCGGUUGCAUUCUGCAAUGGAAUCCUGGGAUUUUUUAGCAUUCACUCAGAUGAGGAUUGGUUAUGCCUCAAGUUGGUUCGAAACGUUAAGACGAAUACAAAAAACAUUGUAUCGAUAUCAUUCGAUGGAACCGAUAGAUAUGCAGCUUGCGGAGCUGUAGAUGGUACAGUUGUCGUGUAUUUGGACGGCAUGUUAUUCCACACUUUCAAGAAUCAAGAUAGUAUUAUAUCCCUAGUGAGAUUUUAUCCUAAUUCUUUGUCACUUUUAUCCGCCACUCAAAAUGGUGAUAUUAUGUUGUAUGAUGUGAAAUCCAAGAUUCCAAUCGCAAAAUUUGAAGAUCAUCUAAGUUACAUAACUGACAUCGCAUUCUUAGUUACUUCAGAUGGUUCUCCAGGUGGAUUCGUCUCUUGUGGUAGAGAUUCCACCAUUAAUCUGUGGUCUUUGGAUAUUACCAAAAAGGAAAUUUCUAGUGCAACAAAAAAGAAUAACGUACUUUUGAGAAAGCCAUUUAAACGCAUCUUAUUGUUUGAGCCGAUUUGUUCCAUCGCAAUUGUUACAAAUUUAAGCAAAGAUAUUAAGGGUGAUGCUUCUUGGAUACUCUUGGUUGGAACAGAAAAUGGACACAUUAAAUUCAUUGAUCCACUCAAGGAAACUACAAUUAAGGAACGAGAAUGUGUUUAUGGUCAAGGAGGAGGUUUAAAGUGUUUAAAAUAUUCCAAGGAGAUGGAAAAAAUCAUCGCAUUGGGAGCUAGUGGUUCCAUUUGUUUCUACUCACUCCUUUUUGAACUGGAAUUUCAACUUUUGGGGAACAUUGAUGGUCUAUUUCAUUUUCAAUUAUAUAAAGGGGAGGCUACAACACCUUGGACCGAUUCUGGUUCAAAUGAGUGGUCAAAUUCCGUAAGAUGGUUCAGAAAACAAAUUGCAAAAGGGGUUCCUCUAAUGUUUACACUCACAGGAGAUGAAGUGGUGCGUGUAGUUUCAUUGGACCCCUUGUGCGAACACAUAACACUAGGUGUUGGAAAUGAAAAAUACAGACAUGCAGAUACAGUAUUAUCAUUGGCUUAUUCCCAAGGAGCCAACAUCCUUGCUACUGGAUCCAAAGAUGAAUCUGUACUUGUUUGGGAUUUGAACACUUUGUUACCAAUUUUAACAGUGAACGUUGAUGGAUUAUCGGUUGCAUAUUUGGCUAUACCUAAUAUGUUAACUCAAGAUUCCACACGAUUUAAUCUUAUGGUUUCUGGAGAAAAUGUUUUGAAGUCAUUUGACUUACCGAUUCAUAGAGAAUCUGAUACAGAAAAUGUAGUAAAUACCGCAGCUGCCACGGCAUUGGUUCAUAAAAAGGUUAUAAACUCUAUUGCAUUUUCUCCAAAUAAUAAAUAUGUUGCCACUGCAGGGGGAGACAAAAUAGUUGCGGUAUAUACUACUGAUAAUUUGAUUGUAAGGGGGAAAUGUAUUGGCCAUAAAAGGUCUGUUGUGUCGGUAUCUUUUAUGACAGUUACCAAAACACUAGUUAGUUCGUCCGUGGACCAAACCAUUAAAAUUUGGAAUAUUGGUGACUUUUCAUGCAUAAAAACUUUCCAAGGACACAGUAAGGCGGUAAUGAAAGUAAUCGUUUUGCCACAUGAUUUACAAUUAGUUUCUGCUGGAAUGGAUGGUUUAAUUAAGCUCUGGAAUAUUAAAACUUCGGAUUGCAUAUCUACGCUUGACAAUCAUUCUGAAAAGAUUUGGGAUAUGGAGCUAUGUGGAAAUAGCCUGGUUUCAAUUUCCAGCAACUCUUUGUUGAUAUGGUGGGAUGAUGUGACUGAAGAACUAGAAUCUGAAAGAUUAGAACGGGAAAGAGAAGAAGAGCUAAAAAAAUCGCAAAUCGAGUCAUUGGCCACAGAUGGAAAGCAUCCUGAGGCAUUGAGCUUAGCUGUAGAGUUGAAAAAACCUCUGGUAGCUAGGGAUUUAAUUUUAAGGUGUUGUUCAGCAGGAAUAUUUACAAAUGAGGAGCAAGGCUUGCACAAGGACUUAUUCCACAAAUGGGUUGCCCAUAUGAAAGGUUUUAAGGACAUAAAAUCAAGAUUAACAACCUCCUUUGAUUUUAUACAGGUAUGGAUUUCCAAUAACAAAACAGCAUGGAUGGCAAAUUGUCUCUUGUCCGAAAUUUUGAGCCAGUUCACUCCAGAAGAAAUAUUCAUGGUGGAAGGCUUCAAAAAUCGCAUAGAAACUAUAUUAAUACACCAAUCCUCGCAUCAUGGACGAAUGAUGAGCUUGAUAGAAAAAUCGCAUAUAUUGGAUAUCCUUGUAGGUUACAAUUCAAUACCUCUCUUUUCAUCUUCUGAUGCCUCAAAUACAACUAGAAACAUAUUAUAUAAAUAA